This is a messenger RNA of Chenopodium quinoa (quinoa), 2206 nucleotides long. RefSeq lists its product as uncharacterized. The record is from RefSeq and is a predicted model, not a curated record. The transcript is spliced from 6 exons. Bases 311 to 1999 code for a protein of 562 amino acids. NCBI's taxonomy places the organism in Eukaryota, Viridiplantae, Streptophyta, Magnoliopsida, Caryophyllales, Amaranthaceae.
AUCCAAAUAAAUUUCAUUUCGACGAUAUAUAAAGUUAAUAUAAGGGCAUGUUGUAGCCAACGUAAACGACGAAAGGGCUAUUCCGUAAUUUCACCUCCUAUUAAACAAUAACAGCCAGGUGCUCAGCACCACAUCUAUCACACGUGGCACACUCAACAGUACCACGUCACUCCACGCGCUACACUCGUGCUCUAGCUUAUAUAGGAUAGAGUUGAAUAGCUGUAAUUGACGUUUUUGUCUCACUACAUCUCUCAUUCUCACCGAGUUAACUCACUGAGUCUCUGAUUCUCUCUCUUCGAGUUCCAAAAAAAUGGUUCAUAGAAUUAUGGAUUCCGUCGAAGUAUUCUCUUCACCGGAAAAAUCAUGCCGGAAAAAGGUCAAAGUCAAGGCAGAAUUCGAAGAUUCUGCUGAAAAUUCACAUGGGUUUUUCUCCAAACGACCCAAAUUCGAUCCAUUGAAUAAGAAAAAGAAUGGUGGGAUAAUGGAGUAUAAUCCAUUGGAAGAGCCAAGUCGAUUGGGAUUAAAGCUAAAAAAGAGUCCAUCAUUUUUGGAUUUGAUUCAUAUGAAAUUGUCUCAGGAAAAGAGUGCUUUCUUAGCAAAAACACUUGCUAGAAAAGAAAAGGGGGCUUCUUCUGCUGCUGAUAAUAAGCUUAAGGCUUCUAAUUUUCCUGCUACUUUACUUAAAAUUGGCUCUUGGGAGUAUAAGUCGAGGUACGAAGGCGAUUUAGUGGCAAAGUGUUAUUUUGCUAAGCAUAAGCUUGUAUGGGAAGUGCUUGAUGGUGGACUUAAGAAUAAGAUUGAAAUUCAGUGGUCUGACAUAAUGGCUAUUAAGGCAAACUACCCUGAUAAUGAACCUGGAACACUAGAUGUUGUGCUUUCGCGGCAACCUCUUUUCUUUAGAGAAAUUAAUCCACAACCAAGGAAGCACACGUUGUGGCAGGCGACAACAGAUUUUACUACCGGGCAGGCUUCACUCCAUCGGCAACAUUUCCUAAAGUUUCCCCAGGGUACUUUAGGAAAGCAUUUUCAAAAACUUAUACAGUGUGAUCCUCGUCUCUGCUUCCUAAGUCAACAGCCGCAGAUAGAAUUAGAUACUCCAUAUUUUCAACCAAGGGCUUCCAUUUUUGGUGAUCACAGUAACCCUGCACAUGGUUUUGAAUUGAAGACUGAAGGGACAUUUAGUUAUUCGGGCAUCAGAGAUGGAGUUUCAGUUUCUGGGUUAUCCUCUUCAGAUAUUGAGAACAAGAACUAUAUUGGCUCACCUACACAAAACUCUCACAAAAAUUCUCAGCUCGUUCCAGAUAUGCUUGUGAUGGAAGGAGAUAUCAGCAGCAAGUAUAACGAUGCUGAUAGACUCAAACUUCUGAACCAGAUCAAACUUCCUGGUCUUCAUCCAUCCAUGUCAGUAGGUGAUCUUGUAAACCAUAUUGGUGACUGUAUCUCAGAGCAGAUGAGAUCUGACAAUCCUAGUCUUUCCAUCAAUGAACCUCAAAAGUGGGAAAUUCUUGACGAGAUCACUCAAUAUCUACUAAAUGACUCUCAAACUUUAACAAAUUCCGAUGAAAAGCGUAUCAUGUCAAAAGUGAACUCCCUUUGCUGCCUUCUGCAAAUGGAUGAUGCAGGAGUUCAUAAUGCACACAUCAGCUUAGAUAAUGUACUAGAUCUGGCUGUGGGAAACACCCAAGCUGCCAAACAACUGUGUGAAAAUCAAACUGCAAAGACUGUUCUUGCAGAAGGAAGUAAGACUGGUUUAGGCAAUGCUUUUCAACAGGGUACUAGCUCGUCAAGGAAGGAUUCGGUUGCCGAACAAUUGUGUGAAAAUCGAACUGCAAAGACUGUUCUUGCAGCGGGAAGUGAGACUGGACUAGGCAAUGAUUUCCAACAGGGACCAAGCAUGUCAAGGAAGGAUUCGGUUGGCGAGCUUCUUCUACAUCUUCCAAGGAUAGCAUCUCUACCUCAGUUCUUGUUCCCAGAAGAUUCAGGAAUCCAAGGCAGAUAGCAUACUUGCUGCUCUUCCUUAAGAUGAUAAUAAACUAGAAUAGUGUAAAUCUACUGUAUAUAUUAGGUUUCAGUAUCUGAAUUUGGCAUCUGCAGGUUUGAUACAAUUUCUGUUUAUGAAUAAUCCAAUCAAUGUCUGUCACCCUUGAGAAAAACUUUGUCCUCCAGAUCCUAUAUUAAUGCACAUAUUUUACCAUUUAUUAUAUUA